CAGCCCAGCCCAGCCCAGCCCAGCCCAGCCUCCUGCAGCCUUCCCCACAUCAAGGGCCAGGGUCAAAGACCUCCCAGCAGAGGGAGAGAGGAGGUUGUGUGAGACAGGCUGCUCCUGACAGAAGGAUGUCACAGCUGAGCCUGUCCUGGCUGGGCCUCAGGCCGGUGGCAGCGUCCCCAUGGCUGCUCCUGCUGCUGGUCGGGGUCUCCUGGCUGCUGGCCCGUGUCCUGGCCUGGACCUACACCUUCUACGACAACCGCCGCCGGCUCCAGUGUUUCCCGCAGCCUCCGAAACGGAACUGGUUCCUGGGUCACCUGGGCCUGGUCCCCCCCACGGAGCAGGGGAUGAGGGUCCUGACUCAGCUGGUGGCCACCUACCCCCAGGGCUUUAAGGUCUGGAUGGGCCCCUUCAUCCCCAUCAUCCGUUUGUGCCACCCCAAUAUCCUCCGGUCUGUCGUCAACGCCUCAGCCGCCAUUGCACCAAAGGAUGAAGUCUUCUACAGCUUCCUGAAGCCCUGGCUGGGGGACGGGCUCCUGCUGAGUUCUGGUGACAAGUGGAGCCGCCACCGCCGGAUGCUGACGCCCGCCUUCCACUUCAACAUCCUGAAGCCCUACAUGAAGAUCUUCAAUGAGAGCGUGAACAUCAUGCAUGGCAAGUGGCAGCGCCUGGCCUCGGAGGGCAGUGCCCGUCUGGACAUGUUUGAGCACAUCAGCCUCAUGACCUUGGACAGCCUGCAGAAAUGCGUCUUCAGCUUUGACAGCCAUUGCCAGGAGAAGCCCAGUGAAUACAUCGCCGCCAUCUUGGAGCUCAGUGCCCUUGUGGUGAAAAGACACCAGCAUCUUCUCCUGCACUCGGACUUCCUGUAUUAUCUCACCCCGGAUGGGCGGCGCUUCCUCAGGGCCUGCCGCCUGGUGCACGACUUCACAGACGCCGUCAUCCAGGAGCGGCGCCGCACCCUCCCCAGCCAGGGUGUUGACGACUUCCUCCAGGCCAAGGCCAAGGCCAAGACUCUGGACUUCAUUGAUGUGCUCCUGCUGAGCAAGGAUGAAGAUGGGAAGGAGUUGUCUGAUGAAGACAUAAGAGCAGAAGCUGACACCUUCAUGUUUGAGGGCCAUGACACCACGGCCAGUGGUCUCUCCUGGGUCCUCUACCACCUUGCAAAGCACCCAGAAUACCAGGAGCGCUGCAGGCGGGAGGUGCAAGAGCUUCUGAAGGACCGUGAGCCUAAAGAGAUUGAAUGGGAUGACCUGGCAAAGCUGCCCUUCCUGACCAUGUGUGUGAAGGAGAGCCUGCGGUUACAUCCCCCGGUCCCUGCUGUCUCCCGCUGCUGCACCCAAGACAUUGCUCUCCCAGACGGCCGGGUCAUUCCCAAAGGUGUUAUCUGCCUCAUCAGUGUUUUGGGAACCCAUCACAACCCAACUGUGUGGCCGGACCCUGAGGUCUAUGACCCCUUCCGCUUUGACCCAGAAAACAGCAAGGAGAGGUCACCUCUGGCUUUUAUUCCCUUCUCGGCAGGGCCCAGGAACUGCAUCGGGCAGGCAUUCGCCAUGGCGGAGAUGAAGGUGGUGCUGGCGCUCACGCUGCUGCGCUUCCGCGUCCUGCUGGACCACACCGAGCCCCGCAGGAAGCCGGAGCUGGUCCUGCGUGCGGAGGGCGGACUUUGGCUGCGUGUGGAGCCCCUGAGCUGAGGUCUGCAGAGACCUACUCUACCCUUCCUAAAACGCCCCCUGAUUCAUCAGAAGUGGGGCAUACAAUUACCGUAUGACUCUAUUCCACUGUAAAGCUUUCCAUCCUAGAUAUAUACUCAAAAUAAUUGAGAAAGGUGUUCAAACAAAAAGACGCCUGUGCGUGAAUGUUCAUGGCAGCCCGAUUCACAGCAGCCAAACGCUGAAAGCAACCCCAAUGUAUAUAUUACCAGAUGAAAGCAUAAACAAAGGGUGGCCCAUCCAUACAAUGGAAUAUUACGCAGUCAUAAAAAGGAAUGAAGUACUGAUCCAUACACUGUGGAUGAACCUUGAAUACAUGAUACUGAAUGAAAGGCAUCAGAUGCAAAAGGUCGCAUAGUGUAUGAUUCAUUUAGCUGAAAUUUCCAGAACAGGCCAAUGUGAAGAGAUGUAAAGCAGAUUGAUGGUUUUCAGGAGCUGUGGGGAGGUGGGACUGAGGAGGACCUGCUGAUCAGGACAGGGUUUCCUCCUGGGACGGUGAAAAUGUUCCAGACCCAGAUAGUGACGAAGGUAGCAUGACAUUGUGAGUGCACUAAAUGCUGUUGGACUGGACACUUUGAAAUGGUUGAAAUGGUGAAUUUUAUUUUAUGUGAAUUCUACCUAAAAAUGGUGUAAUAACUCAUAUAUAUUUUUUCCAUCUGGAUUAUUCACACAGGAAUAUGUUGUGAGCAUCUUUCCAUGACUUUAAAUCAUCUUAGUAAACAUUA
Saimiri boliviensis boliviensis (Bolivian squirrel monkey) is the source of this 2431-nucleotide messenger RNA. RefSeq names its product cytochrome P450 family 4 subfamily F member 3 (gene CYP4F3). Lineage: Eukaryota; Metazoa; Chordata; Mammalia; Primates; Cebidae. The record is from RefSeq and is a predicted model, not a curated record. Gene Ontology annotation, molecular function: monooxygenase activity; heme binding; iron ion binding. Gene Ontology annotation, biological process: arachidonate metabolic process; menaquinone catabolic process; phylloquinone catabolic process.